AUGAUAAUAUGUACAUCAUUAGCAGAAAAGUACAGGCAAAUAAAUAGAGGGAUAGCGAAAGCCAUUAAAACGAAUGUACAAAAUAUUGCAUUUUGGAAGAAGGUACGACAGGAUUACGGAAGCGUUUUUAAGUUAUGCCAAGCAGUGGAUGAUCAUAUAAGCAACUUGCUCAUUUUGUCUUUUGCUAAUAAUAUACUAGUUAUAUUAGUUCAGUUGUAUAACAGUAUAAAGUUAUUAAGAGGUAAUAGUAGCGGAAUUGAUCGUGUGCAUUUCAUAUAUGCAUUCCUUUACAUAAUUUGUCGGGCAACUGCAGUUGCACUGUUCGCCGCAAGCGUCAACGAAGAAGGUAGUGCAACAUUGAAGCACCUGUUUAAUGUUUCUACAGAAGCUUAUAAUGUUGAGGUAGAGAAGCUGCUCCAACAAAUUUAUGUAGAUCCGCCUCUUAUAACAGGGAAGAGGUUCUUUUAUUUAAAGAAACCUUUAAUUAUGCAUAUUGCCGUUGCAAUCGUGUCGUAUGAGUUAAUUCUCAUUCAGUUUAAGGUAAUUACCUAGCAAAUCUUGUGUAAUAUAGAAAAGUGGUCAUUAAAUUGUAAGGAUG
Messenger RNA from Photinus pyralis (common eastern firefly), 598 nucleotides. RefSeq names its product gustatory receptor for sugar taste 64f-like. Gene Ontology annotation, biological process: sensory perception of chemical stimulus; detection of chemical stimulus involved in sensory perception of taste. The record is from RefSeq and is a predicted model, not a curated record. Bases 1 to 552 code for a protein of 183 amino acids. Gene Ontology annotation, molecular function: taste receptor activity. NCBI's taxonomy places the organism in Eukaryota, Metazoa, Arthropoda, Insecta, Coleoptera, Lampyridae. Gene Ontology annotation, cellular component: membrane. The transcript has 5 exons.